Molecule: messenger RNA, 1876 nt
Organism: Uranotaenia lowii
Lineage: Eukaryota; Metazoa; Arthropoda; Insecta; Diptera; Culicidae
Exons: 2
Coding region: 101-1615 (504 amino acids)
Biological process (GO): regulation of transcription by RNA polymerase II
Cellular component (GO): nucleus
Molecular function (GO): protein binding; DNA binding
Source: RefSeq, a predicted model, not a curated record
AACAAAAACAAGCAUCGUUUUUAAAAUUAAAAAUUCUCGAAUUUUUAUAUUUUACCAGAGAAGUUUAGCAGAAAUCGGAAGUAUUGUAACCGGAACCACCAUGAGUCGGCCACCGGUAUCCUGUGUGAAGUGGGUCGACUUCAGCGAUCACAUGUUUGAUACCUUCCUGAACGUCUACGCCCAGGGGCUGUUCACGGACGUAACGUUGGUGGUGGCCAACGGAGGUCAGCUGAAGGCUUGCCGGAUGGUACUUUCGAUGGCGUCAAAGUUUUUCGAAGAUAUUUUCGUGACCGCUUUCGGUUCGAUGGGUUUAGUUGGGGGAGAAAUGGUUGGAGGCAUGGAACAUGUUAUAAAAAUCGUUAUUCCGGAUGUGAGUUAUGCUGUGAUGAAGCACGUUCUACAUUUCAUUUACACCGGAGAAGUUCAGAUGAAUGCUCGAGAUAUGUCUGAUUUUUUCGAGGCUUGUCAAAUGUUCCGAUUGAAAGGACUGGACUAUACGAAUGGGAACAUAAGUGGAGUAAAGAUUGGAGGUUCGAAUAUAAUCACAACCGAACAGUACGAUUACGAGGAGUUGCAGGAUGAUGUUUCGUUUACUACUGAGGAUCCGACCACGGUCGAAGGAUUAGCGAUAGAAGAAACAGACGUGACCGUUGCUGUCGAUAGUAUGACGACCGAAGGAGAUGUUCUGCAAAAAAUCAUAAAAGUUGUGCAGCCAGAACCGGAAACGGAGAAGAAAAGCGCUUCCGAAGUAGAAAAUUUAACUUCGUUUUAUGAGGUUCAACUGAAUAUGGGAGACUUGACCGCAACCGCAAACGAUGCUUCUAUAGCGAAAACAUCAGUUUUAGACUCAUUUGACAUGGACAGCGAAGAUAUGACACCGGAAACGAGUGAUUUCCUUACACCAAGUUUUGACAACGAUAAUGAUGGAGGAGAAUCUUCUUCAGCUGGACAGAGUUCGAACAAAAAGCGUAUAAAAAACUGCGAAUAUGGGGAACGUUUGGAGGAGGCCAUCGAAUCAAUCGUGCAAGGAAGAACCAGCUUUCGAACAGCAUCGAUACAGUAUGGGAUCCCUAAAACGGUACUCUGGCGCAAAGCUAUCAAGGUUCCAAACUACAAAGCCGAACGACAGGACAUCCCCUCGCCGAGGAAAGAAGCUAUCGAGGCUUUGAAAUCCGGUGAAAAACUGCUUACUAUCAGUAAACGAUUCGACAUUCCACUGUCCACCUUGCACCGGGACAAAAUGAAGCUAUUCCACGAAGGAACUCUACCGGAAAAUGUGGCUCUAAUGCAGAGAGAUAAAGGCAGUGAUUUUAAGGACCGUGUAUUCGAGGCCGCCUUGCAAUGUCUGAACGGCUCGUUGUCCCAAUCUGAAGCGGCCAAGUUUUACAAGCUGCCUAAGACGACAAUCUGGCGCAAGAUAAGAUCGCUUCGGUCGACGUCUGGGUCAGAUGCGGCUAGCUGCUCGACGAAAAUCGAAAACCAAACAGACGAAACGCAAUGCAGCAGCGAACGGAUAACGAAACUGGGGCUGAUUGAAAUGUUGGAUGACCAAGAAUCGGAACCGCUAUCGGAAGAUGACGAAUCGUUAGAACCGGAGUACGUCGUGUUGGUCUGACGUUGGUAUAGGGUAGGUGAAUAAAGUGGUAUAUUGUACGUACGUUUUAAUUAAUUCGAGAUAGAUAGUAACGAAUUGACCUUUACGGUAAUCUACGCAUGGUUCAGAUGUGAACAUUUUGGUAUUUCAAUUUUGCGCAUAACUCAGCUGAAUUAUUUUCGUUGGUACGACUACUUUAAGAAAUAUUGUUUAAUUACGGUUAUUACAAGUAAGUGGAACGUUCGAAGUAUUCAAUUGCGACAGCUCUUAUACCCAGACGUU